Messenger RNA from Toxorhynchites rutilus septentrionalis, 2130 nucleotides. It is a transcript of the gene Snmp1, whose product is annotated as sensory neuron membrane protein 1. Gene Ontology annotation, cellular component: membrane; cytoplasm. The transcript is spliced from 7 exons. Gene Ontology annotation, molecular function: scavenger receptor activity. Bases 304 to 1950 code for a protein of 548 amino acids. The record is from RefSeq and is a predicted model, not a curated record. Lineage: Eukaryota; Metazoa; Arthropoda; Insecta; Diptera; Culicidae.
UUCGAUCGGUUGAUGGAUGACGAGCGGAACACUUGGGGAAUAGUUCGCGUCCGCAAGUCGUUUUGGUGAAACGUGCCAAAACACCGGUCCCGGUUACGGUUCUAGUUGGAGAAAGUGGAUAACAUUUUCAUCAUCUGGUUAGAAGGGAAAGUGGUCGACAGUUUGCAAAAUUGAAAAAAAAAGCAUAAUAUAACUAUCGUGAAUAUACCCAGUAUCGAACAAAACGUUCUUUCGAGUUCGAUAUAAUUGACAUAAAAGUCUCCAGUCGUAAAUUUCUGAAACAACUAUAUUGUGUUUAACAAAAUGAAGAUGAAUAUAAAGCUCGAAAAUUUAAAUUACAAAAAAAUAGCUAUAAUAUGUGGCUGUACCCUUCUUGGUGGAGUAAUAUUCAGUAUGGGGAUCUUUCCAUCGCUUUUAAAAUACAUGCUGAAGAAGAAUAUAAUGCUAAAACCGGGUGGCCAAAUUCGUGAAAUGUUUGUGAAAAUACCUUUCCCGCUUGACUUCAAGCUGCACAUAUUCAAUAUCUCGAAUCCGGACGAGAUCAUGAAAGGUGGUAAGCCAAGGGUAAAAGACGUCGGACCAUUUUUCUUCGAAGAAUGGAAGGAAAAAUACGACACCGUUGAUGAUGACGAGGAGGAUACACUUGCCUUCAACCUGAGGAACACUUGGAUUUUCCGGCCGGAUCUUUCGGCCCCACUCACCGGAAACGAGAUGAUUACCGUACCCAAUAUACUUCUGCUGGGAAUUUUGCUAGUUGUGCAGCAGGAUCGGGAAGCGAUGAUGCCGCUGGUUUCGAAGGGCGCGGAUAUUAUUUUCGAACCACUGACUUCGGCUUUCAUGACUGUGCGCGUAAUGGACCUGUUGUUCGACGGUAUUCCGAUAGAUUGUAGCAGUCCGGAAUUUUCGGCCAAGGCACUUUGUUCGGGGAUGGAAUCGGAAGGUGCAGUGGCUCCGUUGAAUGAUACGCACUACAGGUUUUCCUUGUUCGGAUUGCGAAACGGGUCGGAUGCUGGCCGUUUCGUAGUCUAUCGGGGAGUCAAAAACAUACGAGACACAGGACGUAUGGUAAGCUACAACGGUGAGACCGAGAUGGAUGUGUAUGAUGGUGAUGAAUGCAACCAAUACAUCGGUACGGAUUCGACCAUCUUUCCGCCAUUUCUGACGAAACAUGAUAAGCUGUGGGCGUGGUCACCGGACAUCUGCCGAUCCCUGGGAGCCUACUAUGCCGGUAAAUCGUCCUAUGCUGGAAUGCCAAUGAGCUUUUUCAAGUUGGACUUGGGCGAUUUGAAGAAUGAGCCAGAAAAUCAUUGUUUCUGUCGAAAUCCUCCCGAUGAUUGUCCGCCGAAAGGAACCAUGGACUUGGCGCCCUGUUUAGGAGCCCCGCUUAUUGGCUCGAAACCGCAUUUCCUCGAUGGAGAUCCGGCGUUGCUGCAGGGUGUUGAUGGGUUGGAACCCAACGAAGACAAUCACGAUAUUUUCAUUCAUUUUGAUUUGCUCUCCGGAUCGCCGGUGUCUGCUGCCAAACGUUUGCAGUUCAGCUUGGAGUUGGAACCCAUUCGUGGUCACGCAGUUUUAGGCGAACUUCCAAAGGUGAUUUUACCGAUGUUUUGGGCUGAAGAAGGCAUUUCACUCAAUAAAACCUGGACCAAUCAAUUAAAGUAUCAACUAUUUCUUGGUUUGAAAAUCAACGCCACAAUAAAAUGGCUCACCAUCCUAAUUGGCACCGUGGGUACAAUCGGUGCCGGCUUUAUGUAUUACAAGCAGAACUCGGGGACGGUCAACGUAACGCCGAUCAAGGUUGAAAGCAGCCAGGGAACCAACACCUCUAACAGUACCGUCGCGAAGGAUUCGGAGGGCGUAACCAACGGGAAAAAUUUGCCGCCCGUUAUCGGUGGGUUGGACAAACCUCCCAAAGUGGUGGCAGCUGGGCUACAGCAGGAGAAAUAUUAGGCGUGGAGGGAAUUUUGUUCAACUAUUUCAAAAUCUCAAUUGUUGAAUUUUAACAAAGAUGCUUAAAUGUUAAGUAGAUGUGAAUUUUCUCAUUGCUGUAUUUUACUGUUAUCACUUGUGAAUCACCAGAGUAGUUUUUAUAUCGAUAAUAAAAUAGAGCCUUCGAUGUCGGACAUUGAU